Vigna umbellata (rice bean) is the source of this 3495-nucleotide messenger RNA. It is a transcript of the gene POL, whose product is annotated as Protein phosphatase 2C family protein. The record is from RefSeq and is a predicted model, not a curated record. Gene Ontology annotation, molecular function: protein serine/threonine phosphatase activity. Gene Ontology annotation, biological process: protein dephosphorylation. Lineage: Eukaryota; Viridiplantae; Streptophyta; Magnoliopsida; Fabales; Fabaceae.
GGAAAAGGAAAGUGAAAGAGUAAAAAGAAGAAUUAAAAUUGGACAGAAAAACAAAAGCCCACACCACACUGCUCUCAUCUUCUGCUCUUGUUGUCUUCUCCCUCACUCAGCUCUCCACGGUUAGUCAAACACACACUCACUUCAUUUCACACCUCUUCUCAAUUCCCCUCAGAAGCCCCAUCUUCCUUCGUUCAUGAUUCAGUUCGCCCACGCCUUCAUUCAUGUUCAUCUUUCAGAUUCCGCGCCGAAGAAGGAAAAAAACUCUGCCUUCUAAAAUGGGUCUGCCUCUCUAUUCGCCUCUCACCUCUCUUUCACCGCACCCUCUUUCCAGUUCUUAGAUCUGUUUCCCAACCACUGUCCGCCAGACCCACUUUGCAGGACAGUGUUUUGGUCUCUUUUUAUGUUACCUUGUCCCGAAGCAGCAAAUGGGUCGCAUCGCUUUCAGCCUCGGAAUUUGAUGACCAUGAUGAUGAUGGUGGUGGUGCAUGUUUGUGACAUGUGUAAUCAUGGGGUGUUUAAUAAUUAGGGCUAUAUUAGGUUUUCGUCUGGUUUGUAUUUGUAUCUGGUAAUGGUGCUUGUGUUCAGAAACCUUGUGGUGUUGGCAUCUCUGUGUCGGGGGUGUUUGCAUUUGUUGGAACAAUAAUGGGCAACGGCACUUCUCGUGUUGUUGGCUGUUUGGUGCCGUUUAAUGGCAAAAGUGGUGUUGAUUUGGAGUUUCUAGAGCCAUUAGAUGAAGGUUUAGGCCACUCUUUUUGUUACGUGAGGCCUUCUAUUUUUGAAUCUCCUGCCAUUACCCCUUCAAACUCUGAGAGGUUCACUGUUGAUUCUAGCACCCUUGAUUCUGAGACAUUGAGUGGUUCAUUUAGGCAUGAGAGCAUCGAAGAGAGGCCUGGCAAGAAUGUUCCGGAGACAACAUUCAAGACAAUAUCAGGGGCUUCGGUCAGUGCCAAUGUUUCCACUGCCAGGACUGGUAACCAGAAUGCUCUACUUGCUAGUGAUGUUCUAGAGCCUGCUGCAUCCUUUGAGGGAACCUCGUCGUUUGCUGCAAUCCCUUUGCAGCCUGUUCCCCGCGGUUCUGGACCUUUGAAUGGAUUCAUGUCGGGACCCUUGGAGAGAUUUGCUUCCGGUCCCUUGGAUAAGGGUGGUGGUUUCAUGUCUGGGCCGAUAGAGAAGGGAGUAAUGUCAGGACCUCUUGAUGCCACUGACAAGUCCAACUUCUCAGCCCCCCUUGCACGUGGUCGCCGAAGGCCACACCUCCAGCGCCUCAUGAGAAGUGUGAGUGGUCCAAUGAGAAACACUUUUUCUCGGACUUUUUCCAAGCACUCCAUGGGUGUCAGUUGGGUGCAGCGGUUAUUCCUUCAUCCGGUGUCUCAACUAGCUUGGAAUUCUAAAGAGGCGAAGUUUCGGUCUGAAGUUUCUAGAAACUGUACUGAAGUUGGAUCGUCUGACUUGGAGUAUAAACAUACACAAAAUUUGCAGUGGGCUCAUGGUAAGGCCGGUGAAGAUAGGGUUCAUGUUGUGCUUUCUGAAGAACAAGGGUGGUUGUUUAUUGGGAUAUAUGAUGGUUUUAGUGGACCAGAUGCACCUGAUUUUCUGAUGAGUCAUCUUUAUAAGUUUAUAGACAAGGAAUUAGAAGGGUUGCUCUGGGAUUAUGAAGAUAAUCCUGUUGAUCCACUUAAACCUGAUGUCCAUAAUAAUGGAAAUGAUGUAGUUGCUCUAGAAUCCGGUAGGGAGGAAAUGUCUGAUGCUCAUAACAUUUCAAAUGAAGAAAGACCCUGCUGUACAGAAACUUCUUGUCCAGUAAUGGUCAAGGAUCAGCCAUCUAAUAGUGAGAUAGUGGAGGUAAAUGCCGAAAUUGAGGUAAAUGCUGAAAUUGAGGUAAAUGUUGAACAGAAAAAUUGUGGAAGUCCCAGUAUUGAGCAUCCUGUUCCUGUAUCUGUUCCAAUUGGACAAUUGAGUGGUCAAGGCAGAAGAAGUGUGCGACUUUAUGAGCUACUUCAGAUGGAAUCUUGGAAUGAACAAGUGUCAGAACAAGGCAAGGAUUCUAUAGUUCCUGCUGAAAUAACACAAGAAAGGCAGUUGAGGUUCUGCUCAUCUGGUGGUAAAGAGGAUAGAUCUGGACACCAGGAUGAAUGUCCUACUACUUCAGGGGAAAAUGGACGCCCUGGGUUUAGUUCGACUAAUCUGGAGCCUAUAGCUCCCUUUUCUGUUUCAGGACAAAGACAGAAUACAAGAAAGUCAUUUAUUGGUACAAAAAUCAGAAAAAUGUACAGGAAACAAAAGUCCUUACGUAAGAAACUUUUUCCUUGGAGUUAUGAUUGGCAUAGGGAGGAAACUUGUUUUGACAAGAAAUUAGUGAAAUCCUCAGGACCCAUUAGAAUAUGCAAGUCUGGAGUAGAUCAUAGUGCAGUUUUAAGAGCAAUGGCUCGGGCUCUUGAAAGAACAGAAGAAGAAUACUUGAAAAUGGUGGAGAAUAGUAUGGAUAAAAAUCCAGAGCUUGCCUUAAUGGGAUCAUGUGUUUUAGUGAUGCUGAUGAAGGAUCAAGAUGUCUAUGUUAUGAACCUAGGAGAUAGUCGAGCCAUUUUGGCUCAAGAACGACCAAAUGAUCGUCAUCCUAAUCCAUGUCUCGUCAAAGAUGACAUGAGGCAUAGGAAUCGUUCUAGAGAGUCAUUAGUAGGCAUGGAGCUGGACAGAAUUUCGGAGGAGUCCCCAGUGCACAAUAUUAAUAAGCAUGUUAACAAGAUAAACAAAAAUCGAGAGAUAUCCAUGUGCAGAUUGAAAAUGAGGGCUGUUCAGCUUUCUACAGAUCACAGCACAAGUAUAGAAGAGGAAGUAUUAAGAAUAAGAGCAGAACACCCUGAUGAUAAUCAGGCCAUAUUUAAUGAUCGAGUGAAAGGACAAUUAAAAGUGACCAGAGCAUUUGGUGCUGGAUUCUUGAAGAGGCCAUGUUUUAACGAACCUCUACUGAAGAUGUUUCGAGUUGAAUAUGUGGGCAAUGGUGCUUACCUAAGUUGCGCUUCGUCUGUUGUUCAUCACCGGCUUUCUUCAAGUGAUCGGUUCCUGGUGCUGUCCUCUGACGGCCUUUACCAAUAUUUCAGCAAUGAAGAGGUAGUUGCCCAUGUCACCUGGUUCAUGGAAAAUGUUCCCGAAGGCGAUCCUGCACAAUACCUUAUAGCAGAACUUCUAUUCCGUGCCGCAAAAAAGAACGGAAUGGAUUUUCAUGAAUUGCUGGAUAUUCCUCAUGGAGAUCGCCGUAAAUAUCAUGAUGAUGUUUCUGUUAUGGUGGUUUCCUUGGAGGGAAGGAUUUGGAGAUCAUCCGGAUAAUCAUUUUUUUAUAUUUUAUUUUAAAAUACGACUCUUUCAUUUUUGCAUGUUCCUUUCAUAAUGUAACAAUUUUGGGUUAGAAGAAGUAAAAUUAUUUUAGAAAUCAAAAGUAGUCUAUCAUAUUUUUAAAGAAGAACCUCUUUUUCCCUUUAAUGUCUAUUUUAUCAAACC